CCAUGGGGGUUCCUGGGAUAUGUUACUAACACUCCCGGGUUUCCAGCUGCGCAGUCGUGGCUCUCGGCCAUUCCACGGCGUGCCAGGAUCCCGACGCUCCCGGACAAUCCUCUCUCUGCUCUCGGGGGAGUGUCUGUGCCCGCAGCCGGGACAUCAGCAACCACUGGAGAUGCCACUGCUCAAUUAUACCUACUCCCACCCUUCCACAUUCAUCCUGAUGGGCAUCCCGGGGCUGGAAGCCACACACGUCUGGAUCUCCAUCCUCUUCUGCACUGUCUACAUCAUAACACUGCUGGGAAACUGCAUCAUCCUGCUCAUCGUCAAAACAGAGCCCAGCCUCCACCAGCCCAUGUUCUACUUGCUGUGCGUGCUGUCAGCCGUCGACCUGGGCCUCUCUACUGCUACAGUGCCUAGAAUGCUGGGCAUCUUCUGGUUCAACUUCAGAGAGAUCAGCUUUGGUGGCUGCAUCACCCAGAUGUUCUUCAUUCACACCUUCACGGGAAUGGAGUCGGCCGUUCUUCUGGCCAUGGCCUUUGACAGAUACGUGGCCAUCUGUGACCCUCUGAGAUACACUGUGAUCUUAGCAAAGAAGAGAAUUGCACUGAUAGGCCUGGUGACUAUACUGAAGCCAGGAGUCCUCAUUUUCCCCCUGGUGUUCCUGGUUGACCGUCUGCCUUUCUGUGGAGCCCGUGUCCUUGCCCAUGCCUACUGCGAGCACAUGGGAAUUGCAAAGCUGGCCUGUGCAGACAUUAAGGCCAAUGGAGAAUAUGACUUGUUUUUAGUUUACCUCUUAGUGAUAGAUUUGAUCAUGAUUUUCUUGUCCUAUGUCCGUAUACUACAGGCCAUCUUCUGGCUCCCAUCCAAGGACACAUGCCUCAAGGCUCUCAGCACCUGCGGCUCCCACAUGGCCGUGAUGUUCAUAUUCUACACCCCGGUGCUUUUCUCGUACCUCACACACAGGUUCGGCCAGCAGAUUCCCCGUUCUGCCCACAUUCUGGUUGCCAGUUUCCAUAUCCUCAUGCCCCCCAUGCUGAACCCAGUCAUUUACGGGGUGAGGGUGAAGGAGAUCCGUGAGAGGGUGCUGAGAAUAUUCCCCAGAGAAAGAGCUACUUACUCCUGUUUUUGAUGAUCAGUGCGACCUCUAAUAGAGCUUCCCAUGUCUUUCCUCCCCAGCGGAAGGGCAGCAAUUUUAGAUUUUGAUGUGGAGAAGGAAACGAUAACUGUGAUUCCAGGGGCUACUUAGACAUUUGAAAACUAUAUCGAAUUCCCCAAUAUAGGAAAUAAAUAAAUA
Mauremys mutica (yellowpond turtle) is the source of this 1291-nucleotide messenger RNA. Its product is annotated as olfactory receptor 52E8-like. NCBI's taxonomy places the organism in Eukaryota, Metazoa, Chordata, Testudines, Geoemydidae. The record is from RefSeq and is a predicted model, not a curated record. The transcript is spliced from 2 exons. Gene Ontology annotation, molecular function: olfactory receptor activity; G protein-coupled receptor activity. Gene Ontology annotation, cellular component: membrane. Gene Ontology annotation, biological process: G protein-coupled receptor signaling pathway. The coding region runs from base 20 to 1126 and encodes 368 amino acids.